AUGGAACCCGACCCCGUCUCGCCGCUGGCAAGAGAUGGGUGCCAUAGGGAACAGCAAGGCUCCAGCCGACCACCAACCUCAGAGCGAAGGGCUAGUGACCCAGGCCCGCGCAAGACCCGCGCCCGCGUACCGGCGGCUAACGAUCCUAAAAGGAGGUGCGCUGGCGUAGAAAAUGUUGAUUCUAGCCUUGGUGCAUUCAGCCGGCUCCCCGAGGAGGUCAUUGAAAGGAUUCUAUAUGCUGUAGACGCUAAUGUCUUUGCGUCUCUCACAUUAUUGAACAAAAAGUGGAGGAGGAUAUCCGCGUCUUCUACGCUCUAUUACCAUCACCUACUCGGGUGUCGUACGCUAGGCUCCGCCGGCCAUGACCCGGCGUCAGGCCUGUCAGCAACGGAUGAUCUCAAAAUACUCGAAGCCAGGUUUAUCCGCGAAGCGAGGAGGAAUACCUUUGAUGUGUUUUUGCGCCCGACGCAGAUGUUGAUAAAUCUGGUUUCAGCGUCAGCUAGUUCAUCCUCCGCAUUUCCACAAGGCGAAGCCUUCCGUUUUGAUUUUUCCUCGAACGGUCGCCAGUUACUCGCCCUGAGCUCUUCAAGGAUAUAUGUCAUUGAUCUCACCACGCAUCCAGUCUCAGUUCGUCAGGAGUUAAAAACCUUACGACGCCCUCUCGCAGCUGCUAUAGCCAACAAUGGGACGGUACUGGCUAUGGUAUCCUCGGAACACCAGGCGCAUAUAUACCUACUUAUGGAUGGUCAUGCCGAAUUGAUGCAAAGUAUAGAGCUGAGUGAAGUACCUCGCGCUCUAGCAUUUUCGCCAGAUGCAGUGGUUCUCGCCGUUGCUUAUGACGGUGGUCUUGAAAUGUAUGCGAUCGGGACGGAUGUGCUAUCGACAGCCCGUAGGGCCGUCAGAUGCUUUGGCGUCGAUUACUUAACCUUUUGCUGUCAGGGCUCAAUGCUACUCGGAACUGCCAACGAUUUGCACAGCUCGAAGCUUGUUACCAUUUCUCCCCCAUUGGGCACAGAUCCAAAUGCCGAGUUCACAAUGCAAGAACUAGAGAGUCGAAUGUGGACCACCCAAAUAUUGUUUCCGCAAGUCCACGAUGGCUAUAGCCACGCAGUAUUGAUUCCGACCGUACAUGGCGGGGACGGCUCGCCAUGGUUUUCGGGGUACCACCUUGAAUCUAAAGCCUUCCGUCUAGCGCCAAUUGAUAACCCAAAUACAGCGGCUAUAUAUUUUGUGGGUCCAGGACCUGAUACCGACAGGGACGAACCGAAGCCACACUUUUUGCCUGCCGCCAGCGGGAAUGGGGAACUUUUGGCUAUCGGGUUUCAAGAAUCAGAGCUAUGGGUUUACGGGAUUCCCAAUAUAGAAAACCAUGUUGCAACGGAUUCAUCAGCACAGCCAUCCACGAAUAGUCAAGAAAGAGAACCAGUCUGGAAAUCUGACUCCGCCACCACGAAUUUUAAUCGGCUCAAAAAAACCAUUGAGGGCCCUAAGACUUUUGUUCACGGGCAUCCUUUACCCCUCCCGGACGGAGUUUCCGCAAUCAAAUGGGUUUGUAGCUCGAGCUCAGGGGAUGUAUCUUCCCAAGCAUUCCGCAAGCUAGUUGCUGUAGCCCCUGGUGGGGUCAGUUCAUGGCUGGGUGCAGCAGCCGGAGACAUGUUGCCUAUAGAUGGCGGGAGAAUCAUAGUAUUUGAUUUUCAGCUUUCCGUGUCAAAUGGCCAAAAAACUGAGAUAACAAUCGAGCUCGGAGAGGUUGAGCCUAUCAAACUACCAGAACCAGGCUCAGAUUUGGAUCAACAAGUUGAGCUCGAGAGGAGAAGGACUCGUCUCAAUCGUCGACGAGGGCUCGGCGGUCUCCAGAUCCCGACAUCCGCUAGUACUGCACGCCGUCAUUUACAACCUUCUUUGAACGGCGAUGGAGGACUCGGGAAUUUGACCCUGUUAGAUAACCCUUACAAUAAUUCUUCCCCGCGAUCCCGUGAUACCCUCAAUAGAGCUGCUACGGCCGCUUCGAAUCGCCUUAACCCGCGAUACCAUAAUGCUCGACAGGUUCAAUCAGGCGUCAGGGCACCCAGAGCCACUGUGCCACACGAAAGCGAUGCGGACAAUUGGAUACCGCCGCCACCUCCCUAUACACCCAAUGCCGAGGCUCCACUACCAGAACACUUACAAAGAACCCUCCUUCCUACUAUAAGGGGUCAAUCAACGAGCAAUAAUGCAGAUCAGAGUCUGCGGCGAUCAAGGACUUCUCGUUUGGAGUCUAUGGCGCAAGCAGUAAUUCAACGAUCCUCAACACGAGUAAAUCGCGAACCGAAUGACCAAGCACCUGCCCUUUUAUAUCCCUCCAACACUUUUCCUAUUAACCGUCAGAACCUGCCCACCCUAAAUACAACUAAUUCCUCUUUGGGUUAUCCGCCACGUAGCCCCAGUGCGACAUCAUCUCCACAACACUCUCCAAACACGCACGUAGAUCCAAAUGACGGGCCUAGUCAUCCGACAACAGAGACAUCGCAACAGAACACUCAACAUCACUCUUCCAUGCACGCAUUUACUCCUCAGGCUCUCCCUUCGGCGACAAGCAGUCAGCCUCCCAUGCAACACGCCAACCGGAGCCCCAAUACUAAUCCCGCGAGAGCCCCGUCCCCUCAAACGGCGCCUGUUACAAGCAGGUCAUCGAAUACUCGAUCACUUCCGCUCGCGCCUACUGGGACAGAAACACGGGGCUGGUAUAACAUUCGGCCCCAGUCGAAUACGGUGGAUUUUAGCACCACGAGCAACAGACCAGCACCCCCGGUUAUCAGUGGCUUACGCGCGCAUACUCAAAACAAUACAAGUCUAAGCCCCAACUCUGCUUUACGCGGUAGAAACCAUGGUGUUCAGCGUUCACGGUCUCGUUCACAAGAUGCACCGAGGAUUGCGCCUUUAUCCAACACAGGGUAUCGCGAUAGGCGAACGGGACGGAGUAUCCUUGGUUUACAGUCAGACUUUCGACUUAACCAACGCACACGAUCGGAUGAUUGGCCGAAUCUAACAAGUACUCGAAGUGGAAGAAAGGAAAGCAAAUGUGUUAUGAUGUGA
Messenger RNA from Uncinocarpus reesii 1704, 3075 nucleotides. RefSeq lists its product as uncharacterized. The record is from RefSeq and is a predicted model, not a curated record. The coding region runs from base 1 to 3075 and encodes 1024 amino acids. Lineage: Eukaryota; Fungi; Ascomycota; Eurotiomycetes; Onygenales; Onygenaceae. The transcript has 2 exons. Gene Ontology annotation, molecular function: protein binding.